AUGACACUUCCCAAAACCUUCAAAGCCGCCGUCUUCGAAAAAGCCGAUGGACCCCUCGUUAUUUCAGACCUCGAGCUCCAAGAACCCAAAGCAAAUGAGAUUCUUGUAAAAGUAAUUGCCUGCGGAGUGUGUCACUCAGACGCCGUCGUUCAAGCCGGAAGUUUCGGAAACGGAUUUCCAAUUGUUCCUGGUCACGAGAUUAUUGGUACGGUGGCUGCUGUGGGCCCUGGGGUUGAGAAAUGGAAGGUUGGUGAGAGGGUUGGUGGUGCUUGGCAUGGUGGUCAUGAUGGGACCUGCAAGCAAUGUAAUCGUGGUAAUUUCCAAAUGUGUUCCAAUGGUGCUAUUAAUGGCGUUACUCGCAAUGGAGGAUUUGCCGAAUAUGUCCAUUUAAGAACCGAAGCCGCCGUUCGAGUUCCUGAAGAUGUCGAUCCUUAUAAAUACGCUCCAAUCUUGUGUGCUGGAAUCACUGUUUUUAACAGCAUGAGGAAGCUACAAAUUACACCUGGUGAAGUGGUUGCUAUUCAGGGAUUAGGUGGUUUAGGACAUUUGGCCGUGCAGUAUGCGGCUAAGAUGGGAUUUAAGGUUGUGGCUAUUAGUGGUGGUGAUAAAAAGAGAGAAUUCGCUCAUAAGUUAGGUGCCCAUGAGUAUAUUGAUGCAUCUAAGGAUGAUCCCGUUAAGAAGUUGGCGGAAUUGGGAGGAGCAGCAUUGAUUGUUUGCACGGCUCCAAACCCAAAGUCUAUUUCUCCUUUGACCGCUGGAUUGGCAUCAGGUGGAAAGUUGCUCAUCUUGGCUCCCUGUGGUAACGUGGAGAUCAAUACGGUGGAUCUCAUUAUGAGAGCGGCGUCAGUCUGUGGUUUCCCAUCUGGUCAUGCCUUGGACUCUGAAGAGGCCAUUGAGUUUACGAAGUUGCAUAAUGUUGACUGCAUGGUUGAGAAGUUCCCCUUGAAGGAUGCUCAGAAAGCAUAUGAUCAUAUGUUGAGUGGAAAUGUUAGAUUCAGAAGUGUUUUGGUCAUGGAUGAAUGA
This is a messenger RNA of Sclerotinia sclerotiorum 1980 UF-70, 1023 nucleotides long. RefSeq lists its product as hypothetical. Bases 1 to 1023 code for a protein of 340 amino acids. The transcript is spliced from 2 exons. Gene Ontology annotation, molecular function: zinc ion binding; oxidoreductase activity. NCBI's taxonomy places the organism in Eukaryota, Fungi, Ascomycota, Leotiomycetes, Helotiales, Sclerotiniaceae. The record is from RefSeq and is a predicted model, not a curated record.